AGGCACAGCCCGCACCAGGAGGGGAGUCGCCGAGGUGCCGAGGAGGGGAGGCGCGGAGCUCCACUGGCUGCGCCGGGGCCCCUACCACUCGCAGCGGACCCUCCGCCAAUAACAGAGGCGCUUUCUUAUGAUGUCAUCAGAAGAGGAGGCCGAAUGCUUCGGGUUGUACGGAGAUAAACUGCUGAAGAAGACAAAGCGCACGAGGCAGCGAGUGGACGCGGGCGAGCCCAGGAACAGCUACUCGUCCAUACCGAACUUCAGUUCGCGACCGAGCUUCCUCAGCGGAGGACUUUACGGCGCCAUUUUCAGCCAAAGCCAGCAACACUUCGGCCUGUUCGGGCCGGCGGCGUUCGCGCCCGCCAAGAUGCUCAACGAGCUGCUCGGCAGGCAGGGAGUGAAGACAGACGGAGGCGGCGGGGGCGGCCAGGCGGGCGGCGGGGGCGUCGCCACCAGCGCCGGGCCCGACGUCAUGAUGGACAACAGCGCCGGCGGCGACUCCAAGGGCGCCUUCGACUGCCUCAACGCCACGUCGGUGAUCCGACGCGGGCUCGACGGCGAGGACACGACGGGCGCGGGCAGUCCGCCGCCGGGCGACCUGGCCCACCACAUGCUCAGGGACAUCCUGCAGGGCCGCAAGAAGGACCUCCUCGGCCUCGACCUGCACGACCUGCGGGGUGACCCGGGCUCCCCGGACAAUAACAACAGCAUCACCAGCAACAACAACGACCUGUUGCUGCAGCUCAAGAACGGCGACGUCACGUCCGAGGGCAUGGGCGACAAGGAAGUGGCCAUGAACGGCAGUGACGGCGAGGUGCAGAGCGGCGAGGAGGAGUCGACGACGGCCGUCGAGGAGGCGCUCAACGAGGUCGCCGGCGCCGUCAGCAAGCAGAUCUCCAAGGAGAUCAAGAAGGAGAUGGAGGAGGCGCUGAACGGCGGCGCGAGCUCUGACACGGAGCAGUCGCUCGCGUCUCCCGCAUCCGACUCUGGGAAUCGAGUCAAGGACGAGACGGAGAGCGACGCGCAAUCCGGCGACAAGGACGGCAAGGACAAGGACGUCCCGUCGCCGUCUUCGGGGCAACAGUCGCAACAGCAGCAGCACCAAUCCACCAGCACGACGCCGAACAGCCAGCACAAGCCUUCGGAACAUAUGGCUGAGCUGAAGCGAGCGCGCGUGGAGAACAUCGUGUCGUCGAUGCGGUCGAGCCCUGUGCCGAUCGCGGUGAACGGCUGUAAGAAGAGGAAGCUGUACCACCCUGUCCAGCACGACAGCAGCAGCCAGCAGCAGCAGCAGCUUCACCUGUCUGCAGGGCUGGGACUCCUCAUGGACGAUGAAGACGACCUGUUAAUCGAACCGCCAGAGGUGCGCCAGAAGCGAGUCGAAAAGAACGCCCUGAAGUCGCAGCUGCGGUCGAUGCAGGAGCAACUGGCCGAGAUGCAACAGAAAUACGUUCAGCUGUGCACGAGGAUGGAGCAGGAGUCGUCGGAUUGUGCCGACAUGGACGACGGAGUUCCCAUGACUGCUGUGCCGCAGCAGCAACCUCCGCCCCCGGUCGCUAUGCCGCAGCAACCCCCGGCGAUGCCUCCCGUCGGCGUGCCGGAUAAGAACGUAACUCCCAAGCCGUGCUCUCCGGCGAACAGGUUACCCGUUCCCAAAAUGGGACAGCAACACCAUAUGAUGCAGACGAUGAACGGCGGCAUGCCGAUGAUGCACCACCAACAACAACAACCACAGCAACAGCCGCCGCAGCAGCAGCAACCGACGCCGCAGCAGCAGCAACAAAUGCACGAGGGCCACCCUCAGAUGGCGCAGCACCACCAACACCACCACCCCCUCAGCAACGCCGCUGCCAUGUACCUGGGCGUCAGCCACAAGCUCUUCUUGGAGCAGGAGAGGAUGGCCAAGGACGCAGCAGCGGCGGCUGCCGUGGCGGAACAGCAGCACCACCACCACCAGCAACAACAGCAACAACUCGCCGCCCAGCAGCAACAGCAACAGCAACAACAGCAGCAGCAGCAGCUGGCUGCACAGCAGCACCAUCAGCAGCAACAGCAACAAGCUGUCGCACAGCAGCAGCAGCAACAACAGCAGCAGCAACAGCAGCAGCAGCAACAGCAACAACAACAACAACAAGUUGUGCAGCAGCAGCAGCAAAUGAAGAGCUCUGCUGUCUCGGCGGACUUUUCUGAACGCUUCACCAUGUUCCGCAACAGCGUGGCCGCCGCCCCAGUUUCCGGCGCCGAUCUCGAGGGCCUCGCAGACGUCCUCAAAUCGGAGAUCACCGCCUCGCUGUCGAGUCUCAUCGACUCGAUCGUGUCCCGGUUCGUGCAGCAGCGGCGUUUCAAGCAGUCGGAAGCAGCGGCUGUGGCCGCCGAGCAGCUGAAUAAGGACCUCCUGCUGGCGUCGCAGCUACUCGACAGGAAGAGCCCCAGGACUAAGGUCAUCGACCGUGGAGACGUGUGCUGUGCUGCAGGUGGCGGCGGUGGUUCGGCGCCAGGCACGCCCCGCGUCAACGGCACGGCGUUCCCCAGCAUGGCGAUGACGCCGCAGUCGGCGGACGGCGGCUUGGGCGGGGGCGGCGCCGGGGGCGGCGACUCGAGGGACGGAGUACCCGAACAGAACGAGGCGCUCAGCCUCGUGGUCGCGCCCAAGAAGAAGCGGCACAAGGUGACGGACACGCGGAUCACGCCGCGCACCGUGAGUCGCAUCCUGGCGCAGGACGGGCCGGACCCCAGCAAGUACGGCGGCAUGAUGGCGCCGGGCCCGGGAGCGGGCGCCGACUCGCCGCCGCCGCAGCCGCCGCAGCAGCCGCAGCAGGUGGGAGGCGUUCCUCCGCAGGCAGUGUCGCAGCGGCCGUACCACCCCCCGCCCCCGCCACCCAUCAUGCCGGUCUCGCUACCGACCUCUGUGGCCAUCCCCAACCCGUCACUGCACGAGUCGCAGGUCUUCUCCCCGUACUCGCCCUUCUACGGCGGACAGCAGCAACAGCAACAGGUGUCCGGCGCGCAGGCGGGCGGCCCCGUGGCGGUGCCGCCGGUGCAGUCGGCGGGCCAGCAGGCGGUGCAGGUGCCGGUGGGCGGCCCCGGGCAGGCGGGCCCCGGCGCGAUGCACCUGGGCGGCGGCGCGGGGGCGGGCUCGCCCCCCGGCGGCGCCGUGGCGGGCGCAGAGUCGCCGCCGCUGCCGCCCCCGCACCCGCAGUCGCUGCUGCACCCCGCGCUGCUGGCGGCCGCGCAGCACGGCGCCUCGCCCGACUACUCGCACCUGCGCGCAGCCUCCGACGCCGUCGACAGGAACUCCGACUGCAACUCCGGCGAGGGGCCCUACGACGGCAUUCAGCCUACAAUAUCCUUUUGCUCCAAGCUGUACGUGAACUCGUCGACGUUGACGCCGAUGCACCUGCGCAAGGCGAAGCUGAUGUUCUUCUGGGUGCGCUACCCCAGCUCGGCCGUGCUCAAGAUGUACUUCCCAGACAUCAAGUUCAACAAGAACAACACGGCGCAGCUCGUCAAGUGGUUCUCCAACUUCAGGGAGUUCUAUUACAUCCAGAUGGAGAAGUAUGCGAGACAGGCGGUCAGCGAAGGCAUCAAGAACGCAGACGAUCUCCAUGUGGGUGCAGACUCGGAGAUCUACCGAGUCCUCAACCUGCACUACAACAGGAACAACCACAUAGAGGUCCCCUCGAACUUCCGGUUCGUAGUGGAGCAGACGCUGAGGGAAUUCUUCAAGGCCAUCCAGGGCGGCAAGGACACGGAGCAGUCGUGGAAGAAGUCGAUUUACAAGAUAAUCUCGAGGCUGGACGACCCCGUGCCCGAGUACUUCAAGUCGCCCAACUUCCUGGAGCAGCUGGAGUAAGCGCGUCCGCCCGCUAACACCGAGGACAGCCCCAGCCGGUGCCCUGGACGGGCGCCGUCCCGCUCCACUCCUGCGGCCGCCACGUGUCUCCCCGCCAAGCCUCCGCGCGGGCAGACUCGGCUGCAGUCCUCAGCGUCGCUCCGCGUCGGCUGCAGGACCAGCCGGCUGGCGGCGCAGGAGUCUCCAAGACGCUCUCCACUUGCCCCGACGGUGCUGCCGCAUCCGAGGACCGCGCCCUGCUCGUGUACAUAAGGAAGACCACCGAGGCGUACGUCCGCCGCCGCGUGUUGCCACUGUGUAAAGCAAUUAUUGUGGUACUGUCUUCCCUUUUCGUGUAUGUAAAACCAAGAAAAGAAAAAACACAGACAGAAACGUACGAGGGAAGAACACGAACACUUUGUCACGGGGCGGACACGCCAAGAAGUCACGUGUGGUACCGAUACGACCAAAGAUAACAAAAGAUCCUUUAUAGAUAAUUAAAAAAAUGAGUUUGUUAAUUUGUGCUAGUCGUUGAGUGAUGUGUUUUGAAACGAGUCGUUGAACACUCUGUGCGAGACGCCAAAAAAAAAAGUUGUUUUUACCUUCCUCUCUCACGGACUCGGGAAGUUGCGUCAAAGUUGCUAUUGUUAUAUAAGUUGUAAUUAUUAUUAUUACAAUUGUUUGUGAACCCCAUUGCGGGAGGGAUUGCCCACAAGCGCAGCACGUUAAGCACAAACUGUUAGCCGUAGUGACGUCACCUGAUCUCACGCCCGCUGCUUCCGCAAAAGGGCAAUCUGUCACUCUGGCACGUGGGCUGCCCGUGGUUAAACUUCCUAGUCAAAAAUCAAGUUGUUUGUCUUAGGUUAAUGCAAUGUUUAUAUCAUGUGGUGCAGUGGAAAGAGGAAAUAACGUAUUCCAGAUCUUUUUGCCUUCUCAUGUUAAAAACGACGGUGUAACUGAUUUUGUGAUAUAUACGCGAUUGAAUUUUGCAUUGAAAAUUUUUAUAACUGCUUUUAAGUAAGAAGUUAAAAAAAACUGGAAUUGUGGAUAGAGAUUUAUGUAAAUUUUCCUCGAGUUGAGAACGUGUUUCAGUGAGGACAUGCAACAGAGGGCAAGGAGUAUUUGUGGACACCAUCUCUGCGACGGCGGAGAAGAAAGACUGUGCGGUGCUGUGCAGUGCAAAAAGAAAACUUUUUUCCUUUUUUCGUAGGGAAAGGGACCAUCGAGUAACUAAAAGAAAUGUGAUUGUUGGGGGAAGGUGGUAAAAAUGUGGAUAAAAGAAUUCCGAACUGUCGCGGAAGGGAUUUAUUAGAAAAAAAUUUAAAAAUGGACUCUCCUCGAGAAAUUGUAAGAACAUUUCAAGAAAUGUGAACGUCAGGCUGGAUAAUGGUAGCAACUGGCCGAUUAAUUUCUCUAUUUUAAAAUAAUAUGCAUACAAUUCUACUGCCGAUUGUAUCAAUAGUAACUUCAGGAACCACAAUUUACAGUUACCUUCAGUGCAAUCUUCGUUUCCUAGUUGUGUACUUGAGUUCCAACAGCUCUCGUAUGGUAAUGCUUUCCUUUAUAAAUGAUUGUCUUCGUUAAAAAUAAAAAAAAGGUACUUGGUCGCUGAACAGGGGCAAGGGGGCCCCAUAGAACGACACUGCUUCAGGCCGACCGAUCCAUUCUGUCAGGUUACAAAUUUCACCACACUACGCUGCCAGUGUUUAGGGGGAAAAAAAUUAGGAGAGAAAGAGAGAGAGAGAGAGAGAGAGAGAGAGAGAGAGUGAGGGAGGGAGAGCGAGGGAGAGGAUUCAGGGAAAGAUAGAAGAUAUAGUAUAUGUAUAAAUAAAAAAAAUUAUAUAUAGAGAGAAAGAGAUAAAUUAUGUGGUAGGGAGAUGUGGAGAUGGGUGUAACCUAAGAUGGUGACGAGGGAGAUGAAGCAAAAAGAAACCAAAGUGUCCUUUAAGUUCCGGACUGAUGAGACCGCCAACUGUUUACCGUAAAUAUGGCGUCUCAGCAGUUCUGGUACCUAGUCAUCACCAAAAAAUGAUCGUAAACAAACUAUCAACAAGCCAGAAGCACAUACAGUAUCCAAACGACAGGUGAUCACUCACACAAACACAGAAACAAACACACACACACAGCUUUGACAGUGGCGGUACUCGACGCCGUCCCCGCAUCGUACACACAUUCACACACACACGCAGACACACACACACACACACACACGCAGAGCCGAGUCGUUGAUCGCAGUAUCGCCGCUCCUACGCAGUGUCCUAACCCCCUCCCCGGGCCGCCGCGAGCUGUUGCGCGCCUCUUAUUGUAUUUUAAAAAAAACAAAAGCGCUUCUUGCAAAAGAAAAAUGUUGCCAGUGCAUGUACUGGGAUUUUUUACGUAAUAGUUUUGUUUGUACUCUUUUUUCCCAUAGAAAAACUGACAUUGUUGACUCCUAUGGUGAUUGUUACCCCCUGUAGUUUUUACCGCUUCCGAUGGUUGUUGUAGCAUUUGACAGGGAGCUAACCCUUAACAAGGUGGUGGUAGCGGUGAGGAAUGUUUUCUCUCGUUGGGUUCGUCUGAAAUACAGCGGAGGUGGCGCACCCAACUAUACCGGACUAAUUUCGCGGUUACUUUACAGGUACAACACUACAAAUAACACAUAUUAUAGACAGCCGAUUCUGUUACUGUUGCAGUGCAGACCAUAUGAACAGACUUUAUUUCCCGAACGCAACAAUUUUUCAAAUGCACACGGACCAUUUGGACCUACAAACACCCUCCCCAUUUUUGUGUGUCGGCGUUCUUUUUAUCAACGGUGCAAUAUUUUUUUUAAUUCAAAAGACCUUGGUCCCCAGCCUUUGAUAGCGAUACUUAGAAAAACAGAUUUGGCAAGUUUUAGUCCUGUGUUUAAAAAUACCUUUAUCGUUUUGCAAUGAAAGAAAAAGAGGUCUCGGCAAUGUUAGGAUUCCCGUUCGAACCUUGUCACAGAAAGUACAAGCUUAUUUAAAAAGCACCUUCGCGCCUUAUCUUUAUGAUAAAAGAGUAAGCGAAAUAAAAUUGUGUGUAAUUUUUACCAAAAUCUGCCUUACAUUCUAUUUUCUUACAGAAGUACCUAGUGUGAUGAUUUGCUGUAGACGAAAAACAGUUCUCACAUGUCUGGGUCUUGCCAUUCAGUACAUCCAUGUUUGUUUAGCAGCGCUCUACUACGUAUCACUGGCAACUGCCCCGAGGGUUGCUUCCGCCACUCGUUCGUACGUUCGUUCGUUAUUCAUAAACAGGCUGUUUCACAAUCUUCUAGUCCAUUUCGCAAAAUAGUCAUUCUUUUGAGUGUGAGAUGUAGUAUAUGUAAAACUGUUGGUAACUUUUGAGCGUUAUGGGAUACUUCCUUCAAGUUUGUUGUCUUUUUGUUUAAUAUGAAUAUAUAUAUAUAUAGAAAUAUAUGAACGAGUCGCUAUGCGACUCUAACUGGUGACUUUGAGGUUGCGUUCUACUUUUUACAGUUGUAUUUGAAGCGAAGACAUUGUACAGACAGAAUGGUGGCAUUACUCAGUUGAUGAAACGGCGGUACUGUUUAAUGCCGCUACCGGUUUGUGUUGUUGGCAGCCCUGCCCGGGGAACUCCGCCCCGCGGCCACUCAAUAGAGGACGCUGCUAGCUGGGGACCCCCUACAGUGUUCUCAAUUCUGAAAUAGCAUUUUUGAAACGGAACCAUAUUCACAAUACAGUGCUCGCAAUAGUCUGAAGGCAACUAAAACGAAACUCUCGUCUAAAAUAUUUCUGAUCAAGGCAAAAAAAACUCACUCAACAUACACACAGGGCCAACUCGUCCGAUCUAAAGUGCCUUCAAAAUGUUAAUUUUUUUAGAAAAAAAAGAAAAAAACAGGGCCCUAAAUAGACCAUUCUCGCCCCACCAAAACACUGUACUUGGUCUCCAGAGCAACGCCCUCUUUUCUGUAUCAUUUCGAAGGACCCAAAACGCAAAACUCAAGUUAUUAAGAUUGUUAUGCUGAGAAAUCAAGAUAAUUCCGUUUUACUGGUAUUUUACGCAAGUACCGCAUAUUUAAUUUAUUGGUUCUUAUUUAAUAUUGUAUUUACAGAGGUUUCAUAUGUGAUGCAUGUAAGAAACCGUAUAUCCAUGGUAUAGCAUUACUCUAGAAUGUAGGAAUACAUGAUUAUAAUGAUAAUAAUUACUUAAA
This is a messenger RNA of Schistocerca americana (American grasshopper), 8000 nucleotides long. RefSeq names its product homeobox protein prospero-like. Gene Ontology annotation, cellular component: nucleus. Gene Ontology annotation, biological process: regulation of transcription by RNA polymerase II. The record is from RefSeq and is a predicted model, not a curated record. NCBI's taxonomy places the organism in Eukaryota, Metazoa, Arthropoda, Insecta, Orthoptera, Acrididae. Gene Ontology annotation, molecular function: RNA polymerase II cis-regulatory region sequence-specific DNA binding; DNA-binding transcription factor activity, RNA polymerase II-specific. The coding region runs from base 128 to 3850 and encodes 1240 amino acids. The transcript has 10 exons.